UACUGACUCGAGUGAACGCAAUCAUGAAAAAUAUUCAACGUUUAAAGAAUGCUGAAUGAAGGGUUGGAAAUAACUUUAAGAGGAAAUUAUCGAGCGUGACGGAGUGACAACGUAACAGCUUUGGGGACACAAAUCCCAAAGAGCAACGUGGGAUCAAUGGAUAAUCUGAUAACGGAGUUGGUACACCUAGAGGUGACAGAGCAACAAAAGGUGCUGUCAGCUCUAGUGACACCAUUAUCCCCUGAGAAGCAACUGUCUCUCCUGCUUCCUACUGUCUCCAAAGCCUCAGGUUAUGUGAAAUGGCGCCUAGCGGUUACACUAGCCUGGCAGGAUACCCCAGACCUGUUGGAGCUUUUGCCUACAGAACUGCAGGUUAUGGUUCUGCAAUAUUUGGAUGGUCCAAGUCUCCUCACUGCUUGUCAAGUAUGCCAGGGAUGGAACAGAGUACUGAUGAACCAUGGGCAGCUAUGGCUAAAGAAGUGUCAUCAGCUUGGGGUCAACAUGGAUCUGUUAUCUCAGGGAACAAACUGGCACGAAGUCUACGUGUCAUGUCUACGCCAACUCACAUCUCUGAAGAAUGGCACAGCUUUUGUUGAACGAUUCAUGCAACUCCAAAACUGCAAUAAAGCUGUGAAGGCUGUUGAUUACCAGGAUGGCUAUUUGUGCACAGUGUCAGAAGAAGACUACGUGAAUAUUUGGCAGUUAGACCUGAACAUCCCCAUCCUGACUUUCCCAGUUGAACGAGCUGUCUCAUAUAUCAAGUUCAGACCCAAGCAGUUACUGGUUUGUGGUCAUUUUGUUGGUAUAUUGACUUCAUGGGACUUGAGUGCGAUGGACAAACAGUCUAGUGUAGUGUACAGUGGUGUGAAUAACCUUUCAAGUGAAUUUCAACUACUAAGAUGCAAGUUCAAAAUGCAUGCUGGGCCAGUAUUUUGCUGUGAUUUUUCUAAUGAACUGGACCUUUUGAUAAGUGGUGGCGCAGAUGACUGUAUAAACUUAUGGUGUCUCUCCUCAGGGUUGAAAGUAAAAUCCUUACCCCAUCAGGAGGCCUGGGUGUUGAGGGUCAUCUUGAUGCCUGUCACUACUCACGCACAGAAACACUGUGUCAUCUCCAUGACUAGAGAUUCUGUCAACAAACUUACAUGGGAUGCACAUUGCAGUGAAAGCUCAGGAAAAGCAGAUGUGGGUUCAAAGAAGAUGGGCAACAUAGACCAAAUUCAGAAUAAAAUGUGUGUCCGUUUGAAUGAAGGAAACCAUAACUUCUUUACGCCUGGUCUUCAUUGUAGCCAGAAAUAUAUUGGACUGAUAAAACAAGACAUUGAUGAAAAGCAUGCUUGCCUAUGCGUGUAUGAUAUAGAAAAUUUUGACCUUAAGUAUAAUGUUACAUUGAAUUUUAAAGUGAAAAAACUCCUUGCUCUUGGCAAUAGAUAUGCCUUACUUCUCACUGUAGGAUGUGUUCUAUAUUCCUCAACCUUAAUGGUGGUUGAUAUAGUCACUGGAGAGAGUAUUGGAUCACACACCAUUCCACAUUCAAAAAUGACAACACCAGAUGGAGCACAGCUGAUGGUCGGGGAUGUUGAGUGGUUAGACGGUCUCAGGGGUCAGGUAGGUCCAAGUUCUGCUACACCAGCUGUCACGAGGGAGGAUGAGGGAGGCGAAGGAACAGCCGAAGAACAGCAUGAUAUACCCGAGGAUAUCGGGAACCUGUGUUUAGAUGCAAGAAUUCAACAGCUGAGCAUUUCUAGCGAACCAGAAAAGAGUUCCCUGACGCUGGAGAGGCCGAGUCGCCUCGUGCUCGCGGCCGGGGUGCAGAGCGAACCAGGCAGUUUGUUUACGCUUUGGUGGUCUUACUCGCAUGCAACUACGAAGUGUAAGAAGGAGUAGGCGUUUUCGUGUUGCUUACAAGAUGUGAUAAUCGGGUUUUCAGUACCUUUCUCUGCUUCUUGGAGCGGUUUCAUUGUUUGCUUGUUAUUAGGACGCGCGUGUAUGUGUGUGUGAUCUGUUUGUACGAGAAUGUUCUAGCGUUUGGUUUGUCACUUUUACUGGCCUGAUGUCAUAGGCGUUGGCCAGUUUCUAUGCACUGAUGUCAUAUUCUAUGAGUUGUAGUUUUAUUGAAUUGCUUAUUGUGAUAGAUCCGUACUUAGAAUGUGUCAUGUUUCGUGUAUACAACGUUUAAUAGUGAGAGGACAGAAUUAGAGGGACAUUUUAUAAAGAUCUAAUGAAAUCAAACUAUUUUGACGGGAAUUUAAGCAGUUAUUCUAGUCCACAAAUCGCUCUUUAGAAUAAAUUGUACAUGCCAAAAAUAAUACAUAUACACCAUUCA
Molecule: messenger RNA, 2323 nt
Organism: Penaeus chinensis
Lineage: Eukaryota; Metazoa; Arthropoda; Malacostraca; Decapoda; Penaeidae
Product: F-box/WD repeat-containing protein 2-like
Exons: 6
Coding region: 157-1884 (575 amino acids)
Molecular function (GO): protein binding
Source: RefSeq, a predicted model, not a curated record